AUGCUGCUGCUACUACUACUAUUGCUAAUAUUACUACAUACUGCUAUUGCUAAUGCUACUACAACCACUGCUACUACUACUUCUACUGCUACUACUACUACUACUACUACUACUACUACUAUUGCUAAUACCACUACUGUUAUUGCUACCACUAUUACUGCUGAUGCUGCUGCUACUACUGCUACUGCUAAUACUACUACUACUACUGCUACUACUAUUACUCCUGAUUCCCCCUGUGUGCUGGAAUUCCUGCUGGCACCCAAGUCUGGUCUCCCUUACAUACCAAUCGAGAGCCAAUAUCGCGGGGAGCUGAAGACUGUUGAUAACCUGUGA
This is a messenger RNA of Macrobrachium nipponense, 333 nucleotides long. Its product is annotated as spore coat protein SP65-like. Lineage: Eukaryota; Metazoa; Arthropoda; Malacostraca; Decapoda; Palaemonidae. The transcript has 2 exons. Bases 1 to 333 code for a protein of 110 amino acids. The record is from RefSeq and is a predicted model, not a curated record.